Messenger RNA from Theobroma cacao (cacao), 2109 nucleotides. RefSeq names its product EPS15 homology domain 1 (gene EHD1). Gene Ontology annotation, molecular function: calcium ion binding; GTP binding; protein binding. Gene Ontology annotation, cellular component: plasma membrane; cytoplasm. Gene Ontology annotation, biological process: endocytosis; endosomal transport. The record is from RefSeq and is a predicted model, not a curated record. NCBI's taxonomy places the organism in Eukaryota, Viridiplantae, Streptophyta, Magnoliopsida, Malvales, Malvaceae.
GAAGCCGAAACGACGACGUAUUUCGCUCUCCUUUUUCGUCGGUGUUAACGACGCCCUUUCCCCAAGAAAAACACACGCACAGAACACGGCAGUGUUUUUUCUUUUUCGGAUUAUUUGCUCGCGUUUUCUUUUUCACUGUUUGGGAAACGUUUUUUUUUCCUUUUUUCGGAAGGUUUUUAAAGUGAAGAUUAACAAAAGCCGACCAGAUUGAUAGUUUUCUAGUCAGCAAUGGAGAUCGGAGCCGGUCGGAUCGGUUCAUGCUCUAAAGAACACCAGCAGAUUUAUCAAGAGUGGUUUAGCUUUGUUGAUUCAGAUAAUGAUGGCCGCAUUACCGGAACUGAUGCAAUAAAGUUCUUCGGUAUGUCAAAUUUAUCGCGACAAGAUCUUAAGCAGGUGUGGGCGAUCGCGGAUUCUAAGAGACAGGGAUAUCUUGGUUUCAAAGAAUUUGUCUUUGCUAUGCAGCUGGUUUCUCUGGCACAAGAUGGUCAUGAAAUAUCACAUGAUCUCCUGAAUGGUGAUGUUGACUUUGAGAAUGCGAAACCUCCUGUAAUGGAAGGUUUGGAUGCAUUAAUCAUGAAGAAGAAACACUCUUCAAAGUCAACUAGUCCUGCUAGCAAUGCCAAUGGUAGUUCUCCAAUGCAAUCAUCACCUGCCGCUCAAUGGUUUUCUUCAAAAUCAUCAAAGAAGAUAUCUAUGUCCUCUGUGACUUCAAUCAUAGAUGGCUUAAAGAGACUGUACAUUCAAAAGUUGAAGCCUUUAGAAGUUACAUAUCGUUUUAAUGAUUUUGUAUCCCCAUUGUUGACAAAUAGUGAUUUUGAUGCCAAACCAAUGGUCAUGCUUUUGGGUCAAUAUUCUACUGGGAAAACAACCUUCAUUAAACAUUUGCUUAAAAGUAGUUAUCCAGGAGCUCACAUUGGACCUGAACCAACGACUGACAGAUUUGUUGUUGUUAUGUCGGGAACUGAUGAAAGAAGUGUUCCAGGGAACACUAUUGCUGUCCAAGCGGACAUGCCAUUCAGUGGUCUCACUACCUUCGGAACUGCAUUUUUGUCAAAGUUUGAGUGUUCUCAAAUGCCACAUCCUCUGUUGGAGCACAUAACAUUUGUAGAUACUCCUGGAGUGUUAUCAGGAGAAAAACAACGAACACAACGAGCCUAUGAUUUUACAGGUGUAACAUCAUGGUUUGCUGCAAAAUGUGAUCUCAUUCUUCUUUUGUUUGAUCCUCACAAGCUAGAUGUAAGUGAUGAGUUCAAGCGUGUAAUUUAUUCUUUGCGUGGUCAUGAUGACAAGAUUCGUGUGGUUUUGAACAAGGCAGACCAAGUUGAUACUCAACAAUUGAUGAGGGUUUAUGGAGCCUUAAUGUGGUCACUUGGGAAAGUCCUUAAUACCCCUGAGGUUGUGCGCGUAUAUAUCGGUUCGUUCAAUGACAAACCUGUAAACGAAGCUGCCACAGGUCCAAUUGGGAAAGAGUUGUUCGAAAAAGAACAAGAAGACCUUCUUGCUGACUUGAAAGAUAUUCCAAAAAAAGCUUGUGAUCGUCGAAUAAAUGAGUUUGUUAAACGUGCUAGAGCUGCCAAGAUACAUGCUCAUAUUAUUGGUCAUCUUAGAAAGGAAAUGCCUACUAUGAUGGGAAAAGCGAAGACUCAACAGAGACUAAUCGAUAAUUUGGCCGAUGAAUUUGGAAAAGUUCAAAGAGAUCAUCACCUACCUCCAGGGGACUUUCCAAAUGUAGAACAUUUUAGGGAGGUUUUGAGUGGUUACAACUUCGACAAAUUCGAGAAGCUAAAGCCUAAAAUGAUUCAAGCUGUUGAUGACAUGCUGGGUUAUGAUAUCCCAGAGCUGUUGAAGACAUUCAGGAAUCCUUACGAUUAACAGCCAGAGACUAAUUAAAUUGCGUAAGUGUAUGGAACAUGAUGAUCAUAAAACUGGGUUGUAGAGAGCUGUUCAAUUCAAUCAAACAAAAAUCUGAAUUCUACUUGAACAAUAUUGUGUCAAACUUGUUUGUAGAUCAUUUGUAAUAGCUCCUAGAGUAGUUCUUCCAUGUUUACCAGAGAGUUCAUUCGGAUUUAGAUGAUACCAUGGUUAUAUCAAUCCGAUUUUUCUAUAGUU